AUGGACACAGGCGAAGAAAGCCGCUCGUUAGGCUUGUCCGACAUGUGUAUACAUCCUCGAUGUUCCCCUGGGAAGUUUUCGUCCAGGUCUUUACAAGGUCGUGGAUUGGGAGCGGGAGUAUUAGGUGUUGGCCUGGUUCUUGCAGAAGGCAUUAGUCAAUUCGAGCAUUCCUUGUCUACAUUUUUCUCGCAGCAGUUUCUCCAGUUUGAGAGUCGUCUACAACGAGACGACGCGGCAGUUGUUACCUUAGCAAGGACUAACAACUUCACGGCUUCGGGCACUCCUCUGGGCCCUGCUGUCUAUGAAAAAUAUGGACCUAUGGAUGUUGCCAUAAGUUUCGGCCUGAUACAACGUAUCGAGGACCUGUCUAGUGUCUUCGCUGCCGGGUGUACUAGCGGCAACUGCACCUCUCCAUCCAGCGACGGUUCUUCGUUCUUGUCGUUGGGAAUCAGGCAUCUUUGCGAGGAUACAACCAGCUAUGUUCGUCGGCAAAACAUCGCUUAUAAUAGGAACGUGACAAGGACCUGGAUCACAGUUAGUGGCAACAGAACUGACUACAGAAACAUUUCGAUCGAGGAUGCUUUAGCUCCAAUCCAAGUGUCGGCUACACAAGUCAACAUCACCGACGACUCUGUGAAGGAGACUUUGGUCAGCAAAAACGCCAUCUUGAGAACCAGCCUUGACGCUAUCGAGCAUUCUACUGACUUCGAGGACUUCCAGCAGAUGAUGUAUGCUUUCAGGCUGGCACCAGAUUGUUUGCUACGGAAUGGAUCUUUACAAGCCUGGACUGGAUCGAAAAAUCCGCAGAGAGGAACUAUUAGAUUCUACAGACCGGAAGGAGCCAUCACCUCUCAACGUCCUACUCGGCCAGAAAGACUAUCGUUAGGACGCACAGCAUCGAAGGGUCAUGCUGGUACGCAAGAGGAGACAUGUGGCAUACCGCAACCUGUGUGCGGGUUCAAUGGGAAUGGAUCACACUUCCUGUUAUGAUGCUAGUCGUACACGAGACUCGCGACGUCGCGAGUGACAGACUUUAGGAGAACCCAACAUUAGCAGCAGGUUGAUGUACAGCUAGACAGGUCGGCUGGGAAAGAGGUAAUGAAUGCAGUUGCCAAGUCUACUAUUGUAAGCCCUGAGGGUAAAAACGGCGGGGCACUGC
Didymella exigua CBS 183.55 is the source of this 1159-nucleotide messenger RNA. RefSeq lists its product as uncharacterized. The transcript has 7 exons. The record is from RefSeq and is a predicted model, not a curated record. Lineage: Eukaryota; Fungi; Ascomycota; Dothideomycetes; Pleosporales; Didymellaceae. Bases 1 to 990 code for a protein of 329 amino acids.